UGGACGACGUCGAGGCAAGCCUUGAACGUCGUCGGCCUGCCUGCCUGGCGACAUAACCACCGCACCUGAGCCGGGCGCGGAAUCGCCCGCUUUCCAGAUUAUUGACUUUUCGAUAUCCAACGUUUUUCCACCCAUCCGUUGAGCCGCAGGCGUGUAGAUACAUUCCCACCAGACUCGAUGCUUGCCCCAGCGACCCCCGCGCGACGGACGGUCCGCGGUUUCAACGGAACUCCGGUGGUCUCCGGCGACGAAGACUCGGAUUGCUGCCCUUCGGCGCAGCCUGGGAAGAAGGGCCGUGCCAAGCGGGCCGCGAAGUCCCACGUCAUCGACGAUGUUGUCAGCGCGAAUUGCAGUCCGGCCCUCAAGCCGGUCGUUCCCCCGGGCGGCAUGAGUGGCAUAGGCAGGCUGCGCAUGCAACUGGAGGGGCUGAAUAUAGGGACCGACACCACUACCACGGCCGCAUCAUCGCGCACCGCCUCGCUGACCUGCAGCGAGACCGUUCGCUCGCCUGCGCUCGGGAACCUACACGACAGCGGCUACAAGAGCGGCAGCGGAAGCGGCGCCACCAGCGAUGCAGAGUCGACGUCGGAGCGCAGCACUCGGUAUGAGAUCAACCUGGAGAGCGACUUCGCGAGCGAAGCCAACGGACGCGCCACCGAGGACACCGUUCGCCCGCCUCGUAAGAUGACGGCGGCGGAUUUUGAGCCUAUCCGGUGCCUGGGCAAGGGCACCUACGGGACAGUCUUGUUGGUCAAGCAGCGCUCGACCGGGCGGCUGUAUGCCCAGAAGCAAUUCAAGAAGGCGUCUCUGGUCGUGCACAAGAAGCUCGUGGAGCAGACCAAGACGGAGCGCCAGAUCCUCGAGAGCGUCAACCGGCACCCGUUCGUCGUCAAGCUCUACUACGCCUUCCAGGACCAGGAGAAGUUGUACCUGAUCCUCGAGUACGGCCAGGGCGGCGAGCUCUUCACCCAUCUUAGCACGGAGAGGAUGUUCUCCGAGGAGACCGCAGCCUUCUACAUGGCUGAGAUGGUCCUGGCGCUGAGCCACCUGCACGACAACCUGGGCGUCGUGUACCGCGACCUCAAGCCCGAAAACUGCCUGCUCGACGCGCAGGGCCACCUCCUCCUCACGGACUUCGGCCUCUCCAAGGUGGCCGUCGACGACGCAGACGCCUGCAACUCGAUGCUCGGCACGGUCGAGUACAUGGCGCCCGAGGUGAUCCUCGGCAAGAAAUACGGCAAGGCAGUCGACUGGUGGUCGCUCGGGGCGCUGGGGGUCGACCUGAUGACGGGCCACCCGCCGUUCCGGGGGCCGAACAACGCCAAGAUCCAGGACAACAUCGUGCGGCAGAAGCUCUCGCUGCCUUUCUUCCUCAGCCCGGAUGCCAAGGACCUGCUCACACGCCUCCUGCGCAAGGACCCGACCAAGCGGCUCGGCUACAACAUGCCCAAGGACCUGACCACCAUCAAGAAGCACCGCUUCUUCCGCAAGAUCGACUGGAAGAGCCUGGCCGCCCGCGAGCUCGAGCCGCCCAUCCGGCCGCUCAUCACGGACCCGGAGCUGGCCGAGAACUUCUCGCCCGAGUUCACCGAGCUCAGCCUCAGUCCCGUCGUGACGCGGUUCGCCGAUGCGGGUGAUGACGGUUUCUGGGGCAGCGACGGGCGCGGCGGCAGCGGCGCGAGGGAGGUUAAGGACGAUCCCUUUGGCGGCUUCAGCUUCGUUGCGCCCAGCAGCCUCCUGGAGAACCACGGCUUUGGGAUCUCGGCUUGAAAAAUUGCGAGAGGCGUGCUGCUUGCACGGCUGCCCUGAGCAGCACAGAGCUUGGGAAUUGGCUUCUAGAGUAAAGAAGGAGAGUAAUAGUUGCUUUGGUGGCAUAUGCUUAGAGGCGACCUGGCAGGCGGGGCCUGCGGAGUGCGGGAUGGAGUUUGGCGUUGAUUGGGUGCUCGGUAUUCUUGGAGAAGGGAGGCAAGGACAGGAGGUGCUGCUUUUCGAUUGCUCAUGGCUG
Messenger RNA from Thermothielavioides terrestris NRRL 8126, 2005 nucleotides. Its product is annotated as AGC family protein serine/threonine kinase domain-containing protein. The transcript has a single exon. The record is from RefSeq and is a predicted model, not a curated record. Gene Ontology annotation, biological process: protein phosphorylation. Bases 178 to 1770 code for a protein of 530 amino acids. NCBI's taxonomy places the organism in Eukaryota, Fungi, Ascomycota, Sordariomycetes, Sordariales, Chaetomiaceae. Gene Ontology annotation, molecular function: protein serine/threonine kinase activity; ATP binding.